AUGAGCUCAGGAGCCACAGCCUCAAUGGGAAGGUGUCUUGCUUUUGAUCUCUGCAGGGCAAUGCUUCUGUUUCAGCUGUGGGCAGCUGGAGUGUCCGAGACGCAGAUGAACGUGAAGAGAGUCUUGUCCACUCAGCCUGUGCGGACAGAGCCCCUGGUGAACUGCCCCCUCUUCUGGUCAGAGUUCCGUGGAUGCUGCUACCGAUACUUCCCUGUUAACAAAACCUGGGUGGAGGCUGAGCUGCACUGUGCUCAAUUCUCCAAUGGGGUAAACUCUGCAAAGCUGGUGUCCAUCCACAGCUGGGAAGAAAACACUUUUGUGUUUGAUCUGGUGAACAGCAUUGUCCUUGAUUUUCCAACAGGAAUCUGGAUUGGACUGCAUGACCGGAGAAAGGAGAGCAACUUUGAGUGGUCAGACGGUUCCUUUUACACUUUCAGCUACUGGGAUGAGAGCCAGCCUGACGACGAGGCGAAUCUGGGGCAGAGCGAGGACUGUGUGGAGAUGGGGUCCACGGCUUCCACGGCUCUGAGAUCCUGGAAUGACAUCACUUGUGGACGCUCCCUCCCCUUCGUUUGCAAAGUAGCCUCACUUUCCAGCUAAAUGGCCAGGCUUCAUCUGAUUGGGUAACAAAUCAAGCACAGCACCAACUUCCUGCGACAUCACAAAAGGCAUUGACCGUUUCUCUCCUCUGUUUAGUUAUAAUGUAGGAAUGGAUGUGCACCCAUGUGAAAUAUAUGAAGUCUAUAAUAUUUAAUUUCCUCUUCCUAUCUUCUAUUAAGGGUAUUCUCUAUCAUACCCUGGUGUUGCUUCUGUUGUGAUCAUGGUUUACAAUAAUAACUUCAGCGUUCUGGCAAUGUCAUUUGAAAAGCUAAUCUGGUAAAUGGAACAUUUCUACACAGAUGCUGUCAAAGGGGACAGAAAUUACAGUUGCACACUACCCGAAAUGUUUGUCUACUUGUCCCUACAAUCAAUGAUUGGGUAUUGGGAAUUAUCGAUGAAAUGUGAUUUUUUUUUUUGUUAUUUAAUAUUGAUAUUGUUAUAUUUUCUAUUCCUGUUUCUGUUAAAAUAGAAAAAAAUAAUCAACAGGGUUUUAAAAAAACAAGCAGUUGCUUUCUGUUUCUGUUUUAAAAUGAUGUUGCAUCUGUUACACAAUCAUACUGUAGCAUCUCUCAGGUUCAUGGGAGGGAAGCUGUAACACACAAAAAGGCUGCUACAACGACCUGAUAUAUUAUUAUUUAUUUCUUAGCAGACGCCCUUAUCCAGGGCGACUUACAAUUGUUACAAGAUAUCACAUUAUUUUUACAUACAAUUCCCCAUUUAUACAGUUGGGUUUUUACUGGAGCAAUCUAGGUAAAGUACCUUGCUCAAGGGUACAGCAGCAGUGUCCCCCACUGGGGAUUGAACCCACGACCCUCUGGUCAAGAGUCCAGAGCCCUAACCACUGCU
Acipenser ruthenus (sterlet) is the source of this 1446-nucleotide messenger RNA. Its product is annotated as C-type lectin domain family 19 member A-like. The coding region runs from base 1 to 600 and encodes 199 amino acids. The transcript is spliced from 5 exons. NCBI's taxonomy places the organism in Eukaryota, Metazoa, Chordata, Actinopteri, Acipenseriformes, Acipenseridae. Gene Ontology annotation, molecular function: signaling receptor activity. The record is from RefSeq and is a predicted model, not a curated record.